CAUUGAAGUCAACCUUCAGACUCAGUUCCUUAGCCCACCUUUCUACCCAGGAAUUUACUUCGCGAUCUUCGUCCUCUCUCUACUUCUGCAUGUCGUCUUUUGAGGACCUCCCGCCGGAACUUCAACGCCAUGUGGCGGAGUCGUGCAAUCAGGCUACGUUACUUUCUUUCGCGACCGCCUCUAAAGCCCUCUAUCAACUUAUCAUCCCCAUCAUAUACCGAGUCGUCGAGCUUAGUUCACACAACGGUUCUGAUAUCCAUCUAAUAGCAGAGUCAUUUAAGGUCCCACCAGAUUGGGCUAGAAGACGUGAUAACCCCAUCGAUGAAAUUGUGUAUGACAAGCAACGAGCGUUCAUUAGAACCCUGCGGUCGCAUCCGUCGCUAGGCAAACAUGUUAGAACUCUCCGCUGGACGACCGUUGAUUAUUCGAAACACGUUUUUGAGGACGAGAUUACACCGCUCUGGAAUAAAUAUGAGAAAGGUAUAAUUUCGCGAAGAAAACUAAGGAUGUCCUUGGAAGAGUACGACUUCAACGACUGCACUUCCUAUCUCUGGGAUACAUUCGCCACGUUCACGCACGUCCAAGAAGUCGACAUUGCAUUCAUAAAUGAUCAGAGGGAGGCUAGCCCGCCUCCUCCGCUCUUUCAACAAGCAAAAUGUUUGCGGCUAUCGGGAAUGGCUUCAUCGUUCCUCAUUAGGUCAAUGCUCAAAUCCGUUAACCCUAGAUCGCUCUACCACCUGCAUCUUAACAACCUUAACCAAUUUGCAGAGCUUGAAGAUGUACAAGAAGAACUAACUCUCCGUGAGAAGGGGAAGCUAAGACCUUUCCCCCAGCUGGCGGGUACUGCAGGUCCUAUGCGUACACAUCUUCUAAAAUGUUCCAGCAAAUGGUGUAACCUCCAAAGCCUAAUAAUUGAUACGGUUGGUCUUACUGGGCCGCAGCCAGAUAGGGCUGAUGAAACUACCAUUAAUGCUUUGGAAGUUGAACAGACGCGCUACCGGGAGCUUGGCGUACUCAUCAAGUCCGUGGCGAAGACUCUAAAGGCCUUUCGCUUCCAACAAGGGCCAACUACAGACAAUUACAGAAAUGGCUGGCGUCGCCCGCGGCGUGCACCAAUAUGCUCAUCACUUAGACCACCCCGGGAUGGCUUGCGCCCUAUGGACGCCCUCUUCCACCAGCAUAUCCUGAGCGCCAUCUUAGAGAGCACUUGGCCUCAGUUGGAAAAGAUGGAGCUCUUCGGGGUGGCUUCAAAUACGACUUACCCGAACCGAGCAGCGCCAUGGAUAAACCGUCCGCUGUCUGAUGAGAUAUUUUCGCGGAUAAGGACAGCGGUUGGGCCUAAUCCGGUGCUUGAUAUACGAACAGAUGCCACGAGGCUCUUCUGGCUUGUAAACGGCAGUGAGGGGCCAGGCGUGCCCGAGGUCGACUCAGGCGAGUCGACCGAGGAUGAAGAAGAAAGCGAAAACGGCCUUGAAGAGUAAAAGUAAGAAAUGUAGGUACCUACUAGGUACCUAGGUUUCCUAUAAUUAACAAGUGAAAAUACCGGUAAUAAGUUAGGAGAUAUCUCCGUGGCACAGUAGGUACCUACCUAGGUAACGUGAACACUCCCGGCAAAUCAAAGUCAAGCUUUAAUGGGUGCUAAUGGUGUAUGUUACCUACGAAG
This is a messenger RNA of Annulohypoxylon maeteangense, 1663 nucleotides long. RefSeq lists its product as uncharacterized. The record is from RefSeq and is a predicted model, not a curated record. Lineage: Eukaryota; Fungi; Ascomycota; Sordariomycetes; Xylariales; Hypoxylaceae. The transcript has 2 exons. Bases 90 to 1481 code for a protein of 463 amino acids.